AUGCCUAUCCGCAAUCCCUUCCGCCGCACUCCGGGCGCUGAGGUCGUUGACGAUGCCAAACACGACAACGACGCUGGCACCAAGCCUCUUCAGAUCAAAGAACCCACCGAGUACAAACUGAGCGAGAUCAACGAUAGUGGUGUCUACCUACCUCCAUCACCAACCGAGAAGCCCACGUUCUGGCAUUCCAAGUCCAAUGUCUCCACCACAUCUUCCAACCACAGGAGCCUCCUAAGCGAGAACGAGCCCUUUAGCAUCUCGCGAGAGAGCUUUGAUUCCUACAGGAGAUCAUUUGACAUUUCCGCACGUUCUCCCAUCCCGGAUUGUCUGGACCCGCGGACGCGCCAAUCUCUCGAUGCUCGCAGGUCGCUCGACACCCGGCGCUCGCUCGACGUGCGCCGCUCGCGGGCCCCACCGAGGGCGUCGUUACAGGAGCGCCGUCCCGGCAGCAGCACAAACGAGGGCGUGCCCGAAGAAGGAGGCUUCGAGGACGUCGGGCUGAACGAUGAGCCGAAGCCACAGCCGAAGAAGCGUGGCAUCUUCUCGCGAUUUGGCGAUAAUCACGAUGCCGACGUUGCAAAGGAGGAUAAGCCGGCCAGUCACCACCACUUCACAUUCACGGGUCGCAAGAGGGCACAGAGCGGCGGUCAAGGAUCUGAGAUGAAGAGCAUGUCGAAACCGUCGACUCCACAACCGCCCACGGCCGAGGCUGUUGAGGCACGUUAG
This is a messenger RNA of Didymosphaeria variabile, 726 nucleotides long. RefSeq lists its product as uncharacterized. Lineage: Eukaryota; Fungi; Ascomycota; Dothideomycetes; Pleosporales; Didymosphaeriaceae. The transcript has 4 exons. Bases 1 to 726 code for a protein of 241 amino acids. The record is from RefSeq and is a predicted model, not a curated record.